UCAUAACUAUCAUCUUCAGCAGCCAAAUUCAGCUUACAGCAUUCACACUAGCAUUAUUCUUUCCUCUGUUUCCUUUAAUGAAGCAUCAGGAACAUCAAAAUACAAAAUCAAAUACAGAAUACAACACAGUCCUACAACUUCAUGAAUGAAAGGGAGCAGACGGAAGAACAAUGUUCUUGUUUUGUGCCUUAUUGUAGGUAUACAUCUAAUUUUUAGUUCAUUUAAAGCUAAUGAUGGUUAAGAUGUGUGCUUUAAAUUCAGUUUGCUCAUGAGUCAUUGCUCAUUAGUCGACUAAUCGGAAAAAACAAUCGGUGAUUAGUCGACUAUUAAAAUAAUCGUCUGUGGCAGCCCUAUUCUGCACAAUUUCCUAAAAUCCAUAAGGUGGGAACAACCAAAUUUAAGAAAAACAAAUUAUUUUUAUAUCCAAAUUUGCCCACAAUUAAUAGGAAAAAAAAUUGACAAAUUCAAGUAAACUUUAUUUACUUGAGUUUAAUUUUGGUAAAUUGUAACAGCAAGGAGAGUAGUCUUUAAACGCUGGGAACAUGAAGAAUGCUUACUGGACAGAACCAUCUGAAAGAUAGCAGCAAAUAUAAACACAGAUGCUGCUGGUCAAACCACCUUCAUGUCAGCAAUGUCUCAGAGGGAACAUCUAGUCUCACGGUGAGAGGUCAGUGUCUACGUUUUGAUGGUUUUGGAGGUCCACCAUGAAGUACCGUACGGUGGUCAUGUACGUGGAGCUGGGCUGCUUCGUGUCCUGCCUCUGCGGCUGGAUCCUGGUGUGCUCCACUCUUCCCACAGAGUACUGGACCUUCUCUGAGGUGGGCAGCAUCGUGCUCACCACCUCCAACUACUACUCCAACCUGUGGAGGGACUGCAUCUCCGACACCACCGGGGUGUCCGACUGCAAAGACUACCCGUCUAUGCUGGCUCUGCCGGUGUUCCUGCACACCUGCAGGGCCCUCGCCGUCUCCGCCGUCAUCACCGGCUUCUUUGGGGGGGUCCUUACUUUGGUAGGAAUGAAAUGCACUAAAAUCGGGGGAACAGAAAUCAUAAACGCCAGGGUGACGUUUUCCGGGGGCGUCACAUAUCUGGUUUCAGGAUUCUGUGGCAUGAUCACCUACUCCUGGUGGGCCAACAAAGUCGUGUCGGAGUUUGUGGAUCCAAACUUCAAGGCACAAAAAUUUGAAAUUGGAGCUGCAGUUUUCAUUGGAUGGGGAGGCUCCAUCCUUCUCAUUUGUGGAGGCUCGGUUCUGGUUUACUUCUGUGGAAAAGAAGGCCUUAAAUCCAGCGGGGCGAAGAAUAAACGGAGACCGGCGACCUACGCCACAGCUCGCACCAGACGGACGUACAUGCAGCCGCCGACGGUGUCCAGGGUGACCCCGAUGCCGCCCCUGUACCACGCCGGCAGGUCGAGCCGGGCGUCCAGACCGGCAACACAAACCGCUCCAAACUACAGCCGGGACACCUUUGUCUGACCCAACGUGGGAGUAGAAAUGAAUCGUUGAUUUUGGUUUUUAUAUCGCAAGUAAAGCGUAUUUUUCUGUUUAUUUAAAGUUGACCUAGCUUAAUUUACGAAAAAUGUAAUUCAUUUUAUUGAAAGCUACAUUAAUAAAAAAGUUUUUUUGUACAUUUAAGUGAGUAAAACAGAAUGUUUUAAAGUCUAUUCAUCAAAUAAUGAUGAAAAUAUUUUUUUCCUCACUAACUUUGGCUAGCUAAACUCCUAGCAAACGCUAAAAAAUGUAAUCGGUUAUAGAUCAACGUAAAGUUGUUUUUUUGUUGCUUGUUUAUUGCAACUGAGAACUGGACCUAGUGAGUUUGACAUCACCCAUGAACUCCAACAAAACUAAGUCAAUUCGUUUGGCUUUUUUUUUGUGGCGGUACAGCCUAAAUGUGAAAAUCCAGUCAGGGGGGCGGGGCUUGGGGGCAGGACUGUUAUCAUUACAAAUCAUGAUGUCAGACUUCUGAAACUUUAAC
Messenger RNA from Oryzias melastigma (Indian medaka), 1974 nucleotides. RefSeq names its product claudin-10 (gene cldn10d). The record is from RefSeq and is a predicted model, not a curated record. The transcript has 5 exons. Gene Ontology annotation, cellular component: plasma membrane; bicellular tight junction. The coding region runs from base 705 to 1475 and encodes 256 amino acids. Lineage: Eukaryota; Metazoa; Chordata; Actinopteri; Beloniformes; Adrianichthyidae. Gene Ontology annotation, molecular function: structural molecule activity. Gene Ontology annotation, biological process: cell adhesion; bicellular tight junction assembly.